Nanorana parkeri is the source of this 285-nucleotide messenger RNA. The record is from the annotation of a RefSeq genome assembly. NCBI's taxonomy places the organism in Eukaryota, Metazoa, Chordata, Amphibia, Anura, Dicroglossidae.
AUGAUUUUUCUGUUAAUUACAAUAUUUGCAAUUGUUUUUAUGGGCCUCUCUUUUCAUCGCACACACUUAUUAUCCGCCCUCCUCUGCCUCGAAGGAAUAAUGCUUACCAUCUAUAUUGCCCUAAGCCUAUGACCCAGCCAACUAACUCUUUCCCCCCUCACGUUACCCUUAAUUGUAUUAACUAUAUCUGCCUGUGAAGCAGGACUCGGCCUUUCAUUAAUAAUUGCCACCGCUCGAUCCCACGGCAACGAUAACUUAAAAACGCUUAAUUUAUUGCAAUGCUAA